AUGGAAAUAGACAACGAUAUUGAAGUAACGGUCAGAAAUAGAACCCCGCCUCCGAAGUCCAAACCAAAAACAGUCUUGUUAAUUAUAGAAAGAUUCCCGCAGGGACGUUUUCAUCCCGUGAUUCACCUGCUGAAAACUCGAUUGUUCGCAUUUUACGUCAAUCAGUUGCGUGGUGUUUACGAGCACGUGCGGCGCGACGACGGCGCAGGAGCGUCAGCUGACGGCCAGGAAUAG
Arctia plantaginis is the source of this 234-nucleotide messenger RNA. Lineage: Eukaryota; Metazoa; Arthropoda; Insecta; Lepidoptera; Erebidae. The record is from the annotation of a GenBank genome assembly.